CGAUCACAGAUAACAGGUUGUUGCAAGAAUCCGAGACCUACAAAUUGAUCUUCAGCUCUAUUGGUGCACGAGGUUCACGCCUUUUGUACAUUGAGAAAAACAGGAGAUAUGAUGACCGAUGAUCACGAUGAAGAUUCCUCCUCGUCGUCUGCUGUGCUACGGGGUAAUCGUGAGACGCUUUUGCUCGUCGAAAAGGAUGAAUGCUCAUCCCCAACGAAGGUUGCUGAUUUUCCUCCAGGAAGCCGGCUGAGCGAAGCCGUGAGCGCCUUUCAGGCACGCGCUGGGCGCCUAGAUGCGCUUGCGGAGGGAGAGCAACAUAAGAUCGGACUAAAAGAACAACGCUCACCCGCACUCGCGAGCACCGCAACAGCGGAGUCUGGUAACGAUGCAGCAGACGAGCAGGAGGACGGAGGCCACGAUUCGUCGAGAAGCGAGGGAGACGACGAGCAGGCUGAUCCGAUACGAAAAGCACCAAAAUUUGACCUUCUUGACGACGCAGAAACAAGGAAUACUCAUGGUCCCUCAAUAGGUUCACCAGCAGAGGACGCUGUGGUUCGCACUAGUAUUUCUCCUAGUUCCACCACCAGUUUAGCAUGUCCUUCUACCUCCUCUGCUCCGCCUCCACGAAGACCGAAAAUUUCAGCGAAGCAUCUUAUGAGAGCGUCGCUGAAGCCGCCUUCUCCGUGUCCUGACCUUGAUCUUGAUAGCGAAGUAGAAGACGGCAGUUCGAACAGCGCUUCCGAUUCGGAAAAGGAGAGCGAUAUUGACGCGGCUGCUGUCGACGGCAAAACGCAUUACCAAGCUGGGAAUUGGGCAAAAGCGGCUGACUGCUGGGCGCGCACUCUGCGCUCUGUCGCAUACGUGAAUGGACGCGACGCGUUUAAAAACGCUCCAGAGAAACAAGAUGAAAUGGCCAUGAUUGAAGCUACGACACAUCUGAACCUUGCGCAGUGCUACCUGAAGCUUGAAGAGUUCACGAAGAGCGUGGAGGAGUGUGAUAAAGUGUUGAAGGCGAGAUUUCCAAAGUUCCUAGAAGUAGAUCUGGGUGCUGGAAAACCUUCUGCUCGAAGCGAUUCAAGAAAAAUAACGAGGACUCCCAACAUUUCGUCUUCGAGCAAGAAUUUGGCUUCGACCUCAACGGAAAGGUUACUCCCAAAGGACGAUCAAGAUGAGGAGGGUACUGAAAAUGCCGAUAGCAGCGGCAAGAAAGAGGACGAGGCAGAUGCACCCCCGGAUCCGCAGUUGGUGAAGGUUUUGUACCGCAAAGCAUUGGCGUUGAAAAGUCGUGGACGACUCUCGGACCUACACGCGGCUGCAAGUGUUUUGAACAAUCAAUUGAUCCCUUUGGACCCUAACAACUUGGCGGCGCGCACGCUUCGUGCCGAAGUUUUGCAAAGAAAGAAAAAGGCGGACAAGGAGGAAAAGGAAUUGUCGAAGAAGAUGCUGCUUUCUGCAGAAAUCGUCACAGACAAAGCCUCCAACGCCUCUUGGUGGGAAGCAACCAUGCGCGACGAAGAGACGGGCGAGCGCGUAAGCGGACUUCAACAACUCAGGAAAAACUGGGGAAAGUGCCAAAAGAGCUGCCACGGGGUGUGGGAGAAAUUGCGUUUCAUCUGGAUCCCGCGUCUACGGCAUUUACGAGAUGUUGAGUUAGUGUGGGAGUUCAACGAAACUUGUUGCAAGAAACGAAGAUAGGGGCAGCGAAAGAUAUUGAAGAAAGGGAUUGUUAUUGUAAGCGGCUUUCAAGUGGCAAUGUUAGCAUUGUUGAGGCAGUGUCUAGUCAAUGACCUAUCACUACAAUCAAUUUCAGCGCGACAUUGGGUGCCUUUCUGCUGCGUAGGUUUUGAAGACUUAAACUGAUGCUUAGUCGACCUUGAAGUGCAGGCCAAAUAUAAUGCUGGUGCAAGUGAUCUUACUGUGAAUGUAUCUUCAAAGAGAUGACUGACUCCGACACUCAGCAUGGUAUGAAUACAAAUAAUGAACAUCAUCAAUUUUGAUGACGGUACUUUGGAUUCUUGGAAAAUAAAUUUCUUCUCCUUUGUCGGAGCAAGAGGCAACUUGCAAAGUGUCUUCUGCAAGUCGUACUGGUAUUGUUCCCCGGGAACUCGAUGCGUUGAUGUUCUC
Messenger RNA from Amoebophrya sp. A25, 2124 nucleotides. Lineage: Eukaryota; Dinophyceae; Syndiniales; Amoebophryaceae. The record is from the annotation of a GenBank genome assembly.